AUGGCUAUAAUGCGAUCGAAAAGAGAAGGCUAUGUUUUUAGCUGGCGCAAAAUGUCACUGCAUGGCAACAGAAGAGUUCAAUGCACUGCAUCGUUUCAGACUCACGACAGUACCUCGUCAGAAGUUAUCAAAUGGACCUGCAAAGCGAAUCAAAUGUGUUGCGGGCUAAAGGCAUGUUGUCCGGAUGCAGAUGAUGACAUAGGCAUGCAGAUCUACUCUUUAGUAAAGGUUGUGUUAGGGUUUCUCUCCAUUGCGAUACUAAUUUGUUGCCUUUGCUGCCUUUGUACGAGAGCUACCAAGGAAGAUGAUACAGAUGAACAUGGUCCUUCCACUUCACGUAGACAAUGUGCUACUUCUAAUGGGAUCUCCAAUGGGACCACGCCGUAUCCAGGAAAAACUCAUCGAUGUGCUACGAGUAACGGAGCAACACCUCAUCCCCCGCCUUAUUCAUCUACAGAUCCUGUCUCGCAAGAUCCCAACUAUUACCUUCCAGGAUACCCUCCACCUUAUCCACCUGCUUAUCCCCAGAGUUAUCCAGCAUCACCUGUACAAUCACCACCUCAUUACUGCUCAUUACAACCUCGUCCAGUACCCACAGAAUCACCACAAAGACCAGUAUCAUCAUAA
Cooperia oncophora is the source of this 627-nucleotide messenger RNA. The record is from the annotation of a GenBank genome assembly. NCBI's taxonomy places the organism in Eukaryota, Metazoa, Nematoda, Chromadorea, Rhabditida, Trichostrongylidae.